GCUGGAGUCACGGUCAUGGCCGCCCGAGCUCGCGGGUCCGCGCGCGCGCUGCUCACCGCCCUGCUGGCGGCGCUGGUGGCGCUGCUGGUGACGCCGGCGGGGGGCCGGGGCGGCCGGGAUCACGGGGACUGGGACGCCUCCGCGCUGCUGCCACCGCUGCCGCCCCGCGAGGACGCGGCGCGCGUGGCCCGCUUCGUGACGCACGUCUGCGACUGGGGCGCACUGGCCACCCUCUCCACGGAGCCGGCGGUGCGCGGCUGGGCCUUCGCCGACAUCCUCUCGCUCAGCGACGGGCCCCCGGGCGCGGGCAGCGGCGUGCCCUACUUCUACCUGAGCCCCAUGCAGCAGUCCGUGGGCAACCUGCAGGAGAAUCCACAUGCUUCGCUGACCAUGUCUUUGGCACAGACUAACUUCUGCAGGAAGCAGGGAUUUGACCCCCAAAGUCCCCUCUGUGCUCACAUCAUACUGUCAGGAACUGUUACCAAGGUGAAUCAGACGGAAAUGGGCUUUGCCAAGCAGUCACUGUUUGUCCGACACCCUGAGAUGAAAACCUGGCCGUCCAGCCAUAAUUGGUUCUUUGCCAAGUUGAAUAUAAGCAACAUCUGGGUCGUGGACUACUUUGGUGGACCCAAAAUAGUGACACCCGAGGAAUAUUACAAUGUCACAUUUCAGUAA
This is a messenger RNA of Ailuropoda melanoleuca (giant panda), 675 nucleotides long. It is a transcript of the gene CREG1, whose product is annotated as cellular repressor of E1A stimulated genes 1. The record is from RefSeq and is a predicted model, not a curated record. Lineage: Eukaryota; Metazoa; Chordata; Mammalia; Carnivora; Ursidae.